AGUGUGUUUGAGUGGCGCUGCUGGAUGGGACCAUGGGGCACUCUUUGCUCGGUGUGCUGUCGUUAUUCUUGCUGAAUACACUCCUCUCCUGUGGACACACUGAAUAUGCUGAGCUGACCUUUGAACCCAACUCAACCACUCUAUAUUCUGGGGAGCACGUUAAUUUCACGUGUCACAUGAGAGAAGCAAAUGUCAGUGAGUGGUAUUAUGAAUUCACGUGGAACGACAAACCACUCGUCUCCAUCCCUUCAACGAACGUCCUCAGGAUUCCAGAGCUAACGCCAGACAGGAACGGGGAUUAUCAGUGCAUUGCUCACCAUAACAGCUCAGAAGAGAACAAACGGAGCAAUAGGGCCACUCUUUCUGUAUCAGCACACAAACCCAGAGCCACAGUGAGAGCAUCCAGGACGUCCAUACCAGUGGCCGGCACUCUGACUCUGACCUGUUCUGUUGAGGAGUCUGCGGGUUGGAGCUACGACUGGUUCACACGUUCCCCAGACGAUGAUGAAACCGCCAUCGCAACAAAUCCUGUGCAAAACUCUAUCAGCAUCUCACACGGAGGCAUCUACUGGUGCAGGGGAAGAAGGACUAACUCAGAUUUCUUCUCAGAGAAGAGUCACGUGCAUCACAUCGAGAAAACCUUGUCCAACAGAAGCUUUGUCAUGCUGCAACACAACUGGACUCAGAUAUUCAGCGGUGAGACGAUCUCUGUCAGGUGUGAGAUCCAGGGAGGAGGAGACACCCAGUGGGAAUAUGAAUGGAGGACAACAAGCUCCCACCAACCAGUCACUGGUACAAACACAGCUCCCACACACAGUGAAUACAGGCUCGGCACUGCCUCUGUUUUCCACAGUGGAGAGUACUGGUGUAAGGCCAGAGCGGACUUGUAUUCCUCAACAGAGUGGAGUGACGCCUUCCAGCUGAGAGUAACACCCAAUAAUCCCAGGCCCAGGCUGACUGCCGAUAACACAACCAUAACAGGAAAGGGAAGCUUAGCACUGAUCUGCUCUGUGGAUAACGCGGCUGAGUGGAGAUACGACUGGUUCAGAAGAACCUCAGCCUCCUCUGCAGCUCAGAUCAUAAGAUAUAAUGAAACAGAUGAUGAAAUCAGCAUCUCAGAGGAAGGCAUCUACAACUGCAGAGGAAGGAGAGGAGACACAACUUUCUUCACAGAGGACAGCAACCUAGUCACAAUAGAGAAAAGAGUUUCCCACAAGUCGUCUGUGGCCCUGCAACCUGACUGGUCUCUGAUAUUCAGCGGUGAGAUGAUCACUGUCCGCUGUGAGGUCCCUGCAGAUGUAUUGACUGAGUGGGAGUAUGAAUGGAGGAAACCCAACUCAAAUACUGUUCCAACACGCAAUGAAUACAGGAUUGUCAAUGCGUCCUCGUCCGACAGUGGAAACUACAGGUGUUUGGCUAAAGACAAGAAGAACUUGUAUAACACAACCGAGUGGAGCGAUGUCGUCACAUUAAUAGUUUCUGCGGCUGCACCACAACCUGUCGUCACUGUGUCUCCGUCAUGGCUGACUCCUGGAGCCUCAGUGACUCUCACCUGUGGGGUUCAACAUCCGACUGCAGGAUGGAGGUUCUACUGGUACAGAGUUGACCUGAUUAGUUCAUAUGAAGACCCCAGAUGUCAACAGACAUUUCCAAAUUGGAUGAUGGAUAUGCACAUUCCUGACAAGUACAGUUAUGAGCUGCUCCCAGGAAGCAACGGAGGGACUGAACAAAACUCCUACGUCAUCCAAGGCCAGACGAAGUCAGCAGGUUAUGCAUGUCGAGCUGGAAGAGGAGACCCCGUGUUUUACACUGAGUACAGUGAGCCAAAGUGGGUCUGGUCUGGAGAUUCCUAUUCAUCAGUGUCUCUCACAGUGAGUCCGGACACAGUGCAGCACUACUUUGAUGACUUUGUCCAUCUGACCUGCGAGGGAAACUCUGAUAAGUGGAGAUUGUGGAGGUUUUCUGAAGACGAAGUAGGAUUGUCAGAGUGCAGCUCUCAGGAGACAAUCACAAGGUUCACAUGGUCCAUGGGAAGACUUCCUUCUGGAGUUUUCUGGUGUGAAUUUGGAUCAGAGCUCAGCAACGCACUCAACAUCACUUCAGUUCCAGAUCGUCUUAUCCUGGAGAGCCCUGCCCAUCCUGUGACUGGGGGACAGUCCGUUACUCUCCGAUGCUCAUCGUUCAGAAGAAACCUCUAUUCCAGCUUCUCUUUCUACAAAAAUGGUGGACUCCUCCAAAGUGAAGUCAGCUGGAAACUGGAAAUCUCAGCUGUGUCAAAGUCAGAUGAAGGUUUCUACAAGUGUGAACAUUCAGGAAACUUCUCAGAGGAGAGUUGGAUGUCAGUAAAAUCACCUCCCUCUACGUCUCCUGUGCCGCUGGUCAUUGUGCUGGUUGGUGGCAUCACACUGAUUCUCUUCCUCUCGCUGCUACUGUUGUGUUGGUACAGGAAUUCAAAGAAUCUGUGUUGUGACAGGCUCAGCCAGUCUCUGAGAACCAAUCAGAGCUCAGACCCAACUGUCCACCACAAUGAAAACCAACUGCAAGUGUACUCGUCUCUUCUCCACGGUGACAACCGCAUCUAUGAAUCAAUCAGAGGAAACACGGAGGAAGGAACCCGAGGUGAUCCAGAGGAGAGGUCUGACUACGUUAAUGAAAAUCCACAUUCAGCUUCAGAUCUGUGUUGUGACAGGCUCAGCCAGUCUCUGAGAACCAAUCAGAGCUCAGACCCAACUGUCCACCACGAUGAAAACCAACUGCAAGUGUACUCGUCUCUUCUCCACGGUGACAACUGCAUCUAUGAAUCAAUCAGAGGAAACACGGUGGAAGGUACUAUAUAA
This is a messenger RNA of Hippoglossus stenolepis (Pacific halibut), 2837 nucleotides long. Its product is annotated as basement membrane-specific heparan sulfate proteoglycan core protein-like. Gene Ontology annotation, molecular function: transmembrane signaling receptor activity. Gene Ontology annotation, biological process: cell surface receptor signaling pathway. NCBI's taxonomy places the organism in Eukaryota, Metazoa, Chordata, Actinopteri, Pleuronectiformes, Pleuronectidae. The record is from RefSeq and is a predicted model, not a curated record. The transcript is spliced from 18 exons. The coding region runs from base 33 to 2837 and encodes 934 amino acids.